Messenger RNA from Rhododendron vialii, 3974 nucleotides. RefSeq names its product leucine-rich repeat receptor protein kinase HPCA1-like. Gene Ontology annotation, molecular function: protein kinase activity; protein binding; ATP binding. Lineage: Eukaryota; Viridiplantae; Streptophyta; Magnoliopsida; Ericales; Ericaceae. The transcript has 19 exons. Gene Ontology annotation, biological process: protein phosphorylation. The coding region runs from base 730 to 3543 and encodes 937 amino acids. The record is from RefSeq and is a predicted model, not a curated record.
GGUUACCCCUCUAGGAUAUCAUCUCUAUCACUAUCAUUGACGGCUCACUUACCUCCCAAAACCCCCCUAUAACUUCCACUCAUAUGGCUAAGAUUUCCAAUUGUUAACUUCUACGUAAACAGCCUAAAGAUUCGGCUUCUGGGUCCUUAUCAGAUAAGAAUAAAGAAUAUGAUUGUGGGGAUUACUAGCAAUUAUUGCUAUAUUGUAAUCUUAAGCAUUGGGUUGACCAAGAUAAUUUCAUGUUGUCAUAUACUAUCAUCACUCUUCACAUGUCAUAGAGAUAUAUAUAUCUUUGCCUGGGGAGGGUUUGUCGAUGGAGUGUGAUUGUGUUCAACCUUUUUUUCCCCGAUAUCCUAUAAUGUCCAGCUGAGCUUACGCACACCUCGGUCUCGUUGAGCCCCAUUUGAAGUAGAGGCCCGUGUGAAUUCACACUGGCCUGCAAGAGAGAAGUUUGGAGGCUGGGACUUCCUACACGCUCGUUUGCAGAGAAGUUUGGAGGCCGGGACUUUAGGGAGGAGCAAACCCUUUUAAGUUUAGGAAGGAGCAAACCCUUUUAACUCCCGGUCUUAAACCACCAGCGACUUGGUGUUCAAGCUUGGUAUACAUUUGAUUAGUUUUCGCUGAGAAUUGAUCAAAACUCCUGCUUAGCUGGGGUUUUUGAUACCCUUCUGUUGGAAUACUAAUUGGGUUGAAUAACUUGAACUUGAAGAUAUUGUUGUUUGUGGAGAAAUGGGUAAACAAUUUCAGGCCUUCCUUUUUGUUAUCAUCGCUCAAAUUUUGUUUAUAGCUGGAGAAACAGAUCCUGGUGAUGUCGCUGUCCUCUUUUCUAUCAAAGCAAGCUGGCAGAACCUGCCACGUAACUGGAUUGGAUCAGAUCCUUGCGGCAGUGGUUGGGAUGGGAUUAAUUGCACCAAUUCACGUGUGACCUCUAUGAAUUUGCAAGGAAUGAACGUAAUGGGUACCGAGUUUGGAGACAUUCCAUCAUUAUCCGAGCUACAGUAUCUAGAUCUCUCAAACAACAGGGGUUUCAAAGGGACUCUUCCAUCUUCAAUUGGGAGUUUGACGAAUUUAUCAGCAUUAAUCCUGGUCGGUUGCAGUUUCUUUGGUCCAAUUCCAGAAUCUAUAGGAUCUCUACAGAACCUGGUUUAUCUAGCUUUAAACAACAACAGCUUCAACGGGCCGAUUCCCAAUUCCAUUGGUAAUCUAUCUAAGCUCUACCGGCUGGAUCUAAAUGACAACAAGCUUAGUGGAUCCAUUCCUGUUUCUAAUGCGAGCUUAUCUGGUGUCGAUAUGCUAGUUAAUACCAAGCACUUCCAUUUGGGAACAAAUCAGCUCUCUGGUCCCAUUCCACCUCGAUUUUUCAGCUCAAGUAUGACUCCGAUACACCUUGUUCUGGACAACAACCAGCUUACUGGCGGCAUCCCUUCUACGCUAGGAUAUGUGCAGACCUUACUGGUGUUACGUCUGGAUUCAAAUUUCUUGAAUGGAUCUGUCCCUAUAAACCUCAACAACCUAACAAGUCUCACACAGCUGUACUUGUCCAACAACAAUCUGAUUGGACCUGUUCCUAACCUAACUGGCAUGAACUCCCUCUACUAUGUGGAUUUAAGCAAUAACAGUUUCAGCCCAUCAGUUAUUCCUCCGUGGUUUACAAACAUAUCGGCUUUGAUGACAAUAUUGAUGGAACGCACACAACUCGAAGGAGUAAUUCCAGUCGACCUGUUCAACUCUCCUAAUUUGGUGACUGUUGUACUGAGUAACAACCAACUUAGUGGAAGCUUGAAUUUGAGCGCCAGCAAUAGCAACCAACUGGGACUCCUUGAUCUGCAAAACAAUUCCAUCACGAACCUUGAACUAGGCACAGGAAAUGAUACGGAGUUGAAACUUGCGAGUAACCCAAUUUGUGUUGGAAUUCAAGGAACAGAAAGCUACUGUGGAGUACAGAAGACAAACUCUUCAUACAUAACUUUAGCAAACAACUGUACACCUACGGUCUGCCAAUUGGGUGAAACAUUAAGCCCGCUGUGUAGAUGUGCAAUUCCGUACACAGGAACCCUACACUUCAUAUAUUUUUCCUUCUCAAACCACAACUCAAGUUACUUUUCGUAUCUGUCGGGGUUUCUGAUGAAUGCUUUUCGGGAGAAUCUACUUCCAGUUGAUUCAAUUUUGCUUAGUAAUCCGACCUUUGAUACUUACUUUUUCCGACAAUUCACUCUGAACGUCUUUCCUUCUGGCCAAGAUUAUUUCAAUAGAACAGGAAUUUCUGCAAUUGGGACCCUUCUCAACCGCCAACCUCCACAGGUCAUCAGUUAUUUUGGGCCCUUCUAUUUUACCGAUGAAAGUUAUCCUCUCUUUGGAGUAGCUACAGAAGUGAAGUCAUCAUCGAAGACUGGCAUUAUCAUUGGAGCAGCAGUUAGUAGUUCUGUGCUAGUUUUAUUACUACUCUGUGUGGGCGUUUAUGCUUUACAACAAAGGAGAAGAGUAACAAGGGCACUUGCGCACAAUACAUCUGCAUCCUUGAACCAUGAAAUGAGGAGUGACAGCUUUCCCCGUUUAAAAGGAGCAAGAUGUUUCUCAUUUGAAGAGCUUAAAAAAUGCACCGACGAUUUUUCAGAAUCCAAGCACAUUGGCUCCGGGGGCUAUGGGAAGGUUUAUAGAGGAACCCUUGACACUGGUCAAUUAGUUGCCAUCAAAAGAGCUCAGCCGGGUUCUCUGCAAGGUGCUAAUGAGUUCAAAACUGAGAUUGAGCUUCUAUCGAGGAUUCAUCACAAGAAUGUUGUCGGCCUUGCGGGCUUCUGUUACAGUAAAGGGGAACAAAUGCUGAUCUAUGAGUAUAUUCCCAACGGUACUCUCAUUGACAGCCUUUCAGGAAAAUCAGGAAUCCGUAUGGAUUGGAUGAGGAGACUUAGAGUAGCCCUUGAUGCAGCCAGAGGUCUAGCAUAUUUGCACGAGCUUGCAAACCCUCCCAUAAUACACAGGGAUGUCAAACCCUCAAAUAUCCUCCUAGAUGAUAACUUAAGUGCAAAAGUUGCCGAUUUUGGUAUAUCCAAGCCUAUCAGUGAUACUGGAAAAAGUUAUAUAACCACUGAAGUCAAGGGAACAAUGGGGUACGUGGAUCCGGAAUAUUACAUGACCCAACAACUAACCCAGAAGAGCGAUGUUUAUAGCUUUGGCAUUGUACUUUUGGAGCUGAUAACCGGAAGAAAACCAAUAGAGCGCGGAAAGAACAUUGUGUGGGAGGUCAAGGAGGCAAUGGACAAUGCAAGUGACCCGUCCGAGCUUCUUGAGAUUCUCGACCCCGCAAUGGGUUGGGGCACUUCAUUGGUAUGUUUAGAGAAGUUUCUGGACCUGGCAAUGAGUUGUGUUGGUGAGAUAAGUCGCGGCCGGCCUAAAAUGGGUGAAGUGGUGAGGGAGAUUGAGAACAUCAUUCAGGAGGCUGGUUCAAACAAAUUUGUGGUAUUCAAUCUCUCAAGCUUUGAGGCAAAAACAGACGGCUUUGAUUCUAGUGUCAGCUUUGUUCCUUUUCGUGUGGAGGGUGAUUGAGUUUCUUUUUGGUUUUAUGCUGAUUGCAAGUGGAAGAUGUAAUCAAGACAUGGGCAGGAGGGGGCUCUUCCUGAUUAAUAAGAUAUUUUCGACUCAUUUGAUCCCUUUGCCAUGUUUUUAUCUGGCUUUAAGAAGGUUUUUCUCACAAGUUGUACCGUGGGAAUCCAGACGCAAAGAGCGGUCCAACACAUGUGAUGUCUACGAUAUGUACAUGCGAUCCAAAAGCGUCGUGCGGCUCCGAUUACAUCUGUGUUCAGAUCUGUUUUCGAACAUGUGUCUUCAGCAUUUUCCUUUCCUUAUCUUUCCUUAUCACAGAGAUUUAUGUACUGUUCAAUUUAUUUAAUCCACUGUGAUACACCCAUAAAUAUACUCUGCAUAAACAAAGGUCAAAUAGUAAAUACAAGUGAAAAAAUUCGUGAUUUGUGACGCCA